CUGCAGGUGAGCGAGUCUGGGCCUGAGGAGGCGGGGUCUCCCGGCCCUGGUACAGCCCGGACGCAGAGCGGUCCUGGCCGCAGCUUUCCUCUCCCCAGGGGCUGCCUUGAUAGGGAAGUUAGGGGUCCUGGGUCCAAGCUCCGGCUGUGCCCUGACUACCCCGCCAGACGUGGGGCGGGGCCCUUUCCCUCUCCGGGCCUCAGUUUCCACAUCUGUGCGAUGAGGGGACGGGAUGACCACGGCAUCCUCGACGUGGAACCGAAAGGGACCCUAGAGCUCUAGUCCACCCCUCUCUCCUUUAUUUUACCGAUGAAUAAACUGAGGCCCAGCCAAGGGAAGUGACUUGCCCAAGGUCACACACAGGUGGCAGGGAUUUGAACCCAGGUCCUCCGACUCCAAAUCCAGGGCUCUCCGCACUGCACCAGGCCGAGGGUCUCUCCCUAAGGUCCUUGCUGGUUGUCAGGGUCAGGACUCAGUGACUGUUCCUGUGGCUCCCCAAGGAGCAGAUUCGUGCCCACCAAGUGCUGAGUGAGCUCUGAGGCCAAGGAGGUCUACACAUCAGCCCUAAAGGCUUGCUGCUCCUUACGCUCUUGAGAUCCUCAUCUGUGUACAAAGACAGGAAGGAGGCUUCUCAGAGAAACAAGAAUCCUGGCGGCAGCUCGGGGGUCAGUGCCUUUUCCACCUUCCAUCAGCUUCUCUUCAUCUGAGCUCCUUCAGCAGCAGAAGGUUCUGCACCACCUUAAUGGUCUUCAACAUGGAGCUGGUGACCUUUGAAGAUGUGGCUGUGUAUUUCACACGGAAGGAGUGGGGAUGGCUCGAUCCUGCUCAGAGGGAUCUUUACAGAGAUGUGAUGCUGGAGAACUAUGGGAACUUUGUGUCAAUGGGCCUUCCAUUCUCCAAACCUGAUGUUAUUUCCCAGCUGGAGCAAGGAGAAGAGUCAUGGGUUGAGGAUAUGCAAGAACCUGAAGAAGAACUUUCUCCAGUUGUUUACAGUGGUUUUAAGAAACAAUCUGAGAAUGAAAAUUUUACUCUAAGGGAGGAAAUCCCUAAAACAUUUGAAGUAUAUGGAAAUAUGAUAGAAAAAUCCCCAAGGGACAUAUUUCAAACCACAGAAUUUGGACUAGCCUUUGGACAGGAAAAUAAUAUAGACGGGCAGACAAGACACUUCUCAGAGGAAAGAUGGAGUAAAUCAGCUUUGCAAUCAAGAGGCUCUCAGCAACUGAUGAUUUUCCAUAACCAGAUGUCUGGAAAUGGAGGCCAAGAAUAUAAUGAAUUUGGUAAAACCUUCAAUUGGAACUCAAAGCUCAUAACUCAUCAAAGAAUUCCUAAAAGAGGAAGAGGCCGAAAUUUUUCUCAGCAUUUAGCCCUUAUUCAACACCAGGGAAUUCACAGUGGAGAGAAACGUUAUGGAUGUCGUGAUUGUGGUAAGACCUUCAGUCAGAAGUCAGGAUUUACAAGACAUCUGAGAAUUCACACUGGAGAGAAGCCCUAUGAAUGCAAUGAAUGUGGGAAAAGCUUUAGUCGUAGCUCAAAUCUCACAGAACACAAAAGAAUUCAUACUGGAGAAAAACCCUACAAAUGUGACAAAUGUGAUAAGGUCUUCAGGCUAAAAUCAAAUCUCAAUUGUCAUGAGAGAGUUCAUACUGGGGAGCGACCUUAUGAAUGCAACAUCUGUGGGAAAAACUUUCCUCAGUUGUCCAGUGUUAUGAAGCAUCAGAAAAUUCAUACUGGAGAUGGCACUUGUAAAUGCAUUGAAUGUGGGAGAAUCUUAAGUAGCCAGCUCCGCCUUAUUGAACACUGCAGAAUUCAUACUGGCGAGAAACCUUUUCAGUGUAGUGAAUGUGGUAAAGGCUUAAGCAGCAGGUCAAGCCUUCUUCAGCAUUACAGGAUUCAUUCGGGUAAAAAACCUUUUAAAUGCAAUGAGUGUGGAAAAUCCUACCGUAAAUUCUUAGGAUUAAUUGAUCAUCAAAGAUACCACACUGGAGAGAAACCUUAUAUUUGCAAGGAAUGUAAAAAAGCCUUCAGCCGCCAUUCGGUCCUUAUUCGACAUCAAAGAUCUCACACUGGAGUGAAACCAUUUAAAUGUGAUGAAUGUGGAAAUACUUUCACUCGAAGAUCUGUCCUUAAUGAACAUCUAAGAAUACAUUCUGGAGUAAAGCCAUAUGAAUGUAAUGAGUGUGGGAAAACCUUUACUCGAAACUCCACCCUUAAUGAACAUCAGAGAAUUCACACUGGGGAGAAACCUUAUGAAUGUAAUGCAUGUGGGAAAACCUUCAGAUGUGGCUCAUAUCUUACUAUACAUCAGAGAAUUCAUACUGAGGAGAAUCCAUAUGCAUGUAACGUAUGUGGGAAAAACUUUAGUUUGAGCUCCACACUUAUUCGACAUCAGAGAAUUCAUACUAGGGAGCAACCUACUAGGCUCUAAGCUACUUGAGUCCAGUGACCUAAUCUUAGUUAAACUUUGCAUUUUCCCCUACCUCUGCACCUUGCUUAGUUAAUGGUUGAAUUGAAUUAAAUGUUAUGAACAUGGAAAUGCCUUCAGAGUUCUGAUCUUAUCAGAUAGUAGAGAAUUCAUACUGGAGAGAAGCCAUGUGAAUAUAACAUAUAAAGAAAAGCCAUUAUUUACCAGUCAUUUCUCAUUCAAGACCAGAGAACUUACACUCCAGUUAACUUACAAAUGAAAUAGUCAUUGGGAAUGGACAGUCUUACAGAUCAGAUGAUCUGUGGUAUGUCACAUUCUUAUAAUAGACUACAAGGUUUUUGAGGGUAAUGGCUAAAUUUUUAAAAAUUCAGAAUGUAUAGCAUCCAGGCCUGUGCCAUUUUUAGAGACAGAUACUUAGAGACUUAAUACACACUUGUUCAUUAAACGACUCAAUUGAUGACUGUAAAUUCCUUCAGUGGUAACUCCCUUAGUCAUUAUUUGAGGUUCCCAUCUUGAAGAAGGAGUAUGAGUAGGACUGGAGAUUGUCAUGGGAACACAGGUCAUAAUUAAAAUCCUGUGAGUUAAUAUGGUCCCUAAGCAAGUGUAUCCUUAGAGAAAACAUGACCCAGUCCUGACACCUAAGAAAUACCAACGUUUGAAGAAUGGUAAGAAAUGGAAUAAGUACUUAGGUAGUUGGAAGAAAGUCAUUGCAUCACAGAAAAGUCAAACUAAAUGGGUUUUAGAAAUCAGUUGUCCAGCUUCAGUAUGUAUAUCCAAAAGCUUGCUGAAUAUCUCCAUCCAGUUGUCCUGUCAACAUCAAAACUGAACUCACACUUUCCUUCCUAAACCUGUGCCUCCUCUAAGCUGCCCUUUUUCUCUUGAGGGUACCACUAUCCUCAGAACCUCCUUAAUUCCCACAGUCCUCCCUCAAUCCCCCUAUAUCCAUCCAGUUUCCAUUUCUUGCUGUUUCUUUUUUCGCAGUGUCUUUCUAAUCCAAUCCCUUCCUUUCACUCACAUAGACAUUGCCUUAGCUACUUAAUACCCUUAUAAUUGGUCUUCCUGCUUUUAGUCUCUUGCCUCUCCAUUCCUUCAAACACCUUCCAGAACAAUCUUUCUAAAGUAUAACUGUGACCAUGCAUUUCUUCUGCUCAAACAACUUAAGCAGCAUCACAGUAGAGUGUCAUGGCCUUGAGGGCAAGGAUUUUUUGUUUGUUUUUGUCUUUUUAUCUUCAGACCCUAACAGUACGGUAUCUUGAAAAUAAUAGGCAUUUAAGAAAUCUUUUAAAUUUGUUGUUCUAAGUUGAAAGAAACUGAAACACAAAGGGGGAAGUAAUGGACCUAAGGAAGCCUAGAACUUAAUUCUCCUGACUUUCAGGUCAGUACUCUUAACUGCUACCUCUAGUAAAGUAUUACUGUAAUUCAGCAGUCAGAUGAAUAGAAGUUCUCCACUGGUGAAUCUAGUGGCAAAAAAGGCUCUCAUCUGUUUAGGGGGGGAAGGAUGUAGAGGGGAGCAUUAAGUGAAAGGGCCUACACUACAGAAAAUUGCUGAAUGGCUCUGCCAGCCUGGGGCUGAAAAACCUAGAAUCAACUUGGUCUGAACUCUUGGGUGGGGAGUAGCCUAGAGGAAGAGUUGAAGAGAAAACUGAAGAAUUGCCACAUUAUGGCACUUAGAUAGUGGUGGCUUUAGAGAAUCUUAAGAAACUUAAUUGUUUCCCAAAGGGUAGGAUGUUUGAUCAUGUGCAAUGCCACUAAAAUCAUGAGAGGUGAGGAUUCAAAAGAUAUAAUUGUAUUGAGCUAGGAGAGGAUAAAUAACUUCAGAGAUGUUUGCUACCAACCUCACUGCAUAUUUGCCGUAUGUGUCUAUGAACCAUGUUAGAGUGCCUAAAAGAGAAGACAGAAUCCUUGAGCCUGUUGAAUUUGGGCAGCACGAAGAGGGAGAUAGUAUCCAAAGUUGUUGCUGUGCAAAGGAUUGUGGGGAGGGGUUCCAGGGGGAUACUAAUAAAUUAGGAUUCUGGCGUGAUAUAGUGGAAAAUACUCUGGAUUCAGUACCUCCCCAAUAAAAUUAGGGAAUUUGACUAUUCUGGUAGAUGCCAGCCAUGGGCCAUGGGUGCUACAAAAUUACUGUAUCAUAGAAGUUCCUGAAUGCAUACAAACACCAAGCUCUGCUGUUUUGUUCUUUAACUCCAAAGAAAUAGGUUAGUAUGAAUAAUGGGGUUUUUGUUGACCAAUUUUAUAUUAUUGAUGUUUCAAUUGUGCCUAAUAAGAAAAAUUUUUUCCUGACCUUUCAGAAUGAAAUAUGACCUUUACUUUUGCUGAAACCUGCCCCCUCCUAGAGUGGGUCUUUGGAGUUGUCUACUGUCUGAUUUCACGAGGUAUCCAAUUUGCUUUUUCACUGAUAGUACUGUUUUGUUUUUGAAUGAUUAUAUUCUCUUUCAGCUUAAUCUAGUUUAUAUUUUUUUCUAUGAUGAAAGGUUCUAAGACUAUAUUGUUCUAUUUUAGAGAGUAGUAGCUUGUGAAUUUUUGUGAUUUCACUAGUUAUUUGGGCUUGGAGACUCUCCUACUAGAAAUCAGUUUUGGGUGUUUAAUUUACCCAGGAUAGCUUUUUCCCUAUCAAUUUGUAAGAUGUGUUUUAGUGAGAAUGCUGAAAAGAACAAUUAGAACAUUCAGAAACUGAUGGAUUCCAGUGCCCUUCGAGGAGCCUUCAUAUAGAAGCAUGGUGAGCACUAGAAAGGGGGCUUGCAGUGGGCUUGCAGAUUGAAUUGCUUGUGAGUCAUGUUUAUGGCUGUGAACGGUUGCUGUAUUUUCAUUUUCAGUGGAGGCUACUGUGUUUACAGCAGAUUUUUGGAGUAAUGUAAGUGUAAGUGAAGUAGAAUUAUAAUAAAUAAGCAAAAGUACCUUCUGUAGGCUGAAUAUGAUCUCACAAUAUGUAUUACCUUUUUUCAAAUGUGUGUAGAUUCUGUUGUGAUUAAUAAAAAUACAAGAUUAUUUA
Messenger RNA from Trichosurus vulpecula (common brushtail), 5411 nucleotides. RefSeq names its product zinc finger protein 883-like. The coding region runs from base 743 to 2425 and encodes 560 amino acids. Gene Ontology annotation, biological process: negative regulation of transcription by RNA polymerase II. The transcript is spliced from 6 exons. Lineage: Eukaryota; Metazoa; Chordata; Mammalia; Diprotodontia; Phalangeridae. Gene Ontology annotation, molecular function: DNA-binding transcription repressor activity, RNA polymerase II-specific. The record is from RefSeq and is a predicted model, not a curated record.